AUGGCCCCUAGAACGACUACCGAGAGACUCUCGGAACUGAGACUGAAGAACUUGGAGGUUCCUCACGCUAAUAAUAACGGAUUAUCUUCAGACGAUGAUUCUACUAGUAUAAAUUCCAAUUCGCCAUUAACUGGAGACACUUUUGAGUUUGAUAUAUCGGUGGAUGAGUUAUCCGAGUUACACGAUCCCAAGUCUUUACAAAAAUUGUACGAAUUGGGAGAUUUGAAGCAUGUUUUAAAAUUAUUGAAAACUGAUGGUAAAAAUGGGAUAACUGAAUCUUCACACGAUACCCAUUCAAGAUGUAAGCAUUUUGGGGCUAAUAAGUUACCCAGUAAGGAUACCAAAGGUUUUUUACGGUUGUGUUUUGAUGCUUUGAAAGAUAAAGUAUUGAUACUUUUAUCAGUGGCGGCUAUAAUAUCUUUGGCGCUUGGUUUAUACGAAACGUUUGGUGAAGGCACCACCUACGAUGACGAAGGAGAACCCAUGCCCAAGGUCGACUGGGUAGAAGGGGUGGCCAUUAUCGUGGCCAUUAUAAUUAUUGUUUUGGUGGGGGCGGUUAAUGAUUAUCAGAAGGAACGUCAGUUUGCUCGUCUUAAUGCUAAAAAGGAAGAUCGAGAAAUUAUUGUUAUACGAGAUGGAUCUCAAAAAAUGAUUUCCAUUUACGAUUUGUUGGUUGGGGAUAUAAUCAAUCUACAAACGGGGGAUGUCAUUCCAAGUGAUUGUAUCUUGAUAAAUGGUGAAUUAGAAACUGAUGAAUCAGCUUUAACGGGUGAAUCUGAUAGUAUUGUUAAAAAACCGGCUAAAGAAGCGUUGAGAUUCUAUAAAAAUCAAUUACCAACCGAUGAAGAUAUUGGUUCUUCUCAAAUUAAAUUUAAAGAUCCCUUUUUAAUCUCGGGCGCUAAAAUCUUAUCGGGUUAUGGUUAUGCAGUGAUCACCGCGGUGGGGUCCAACUCGGUUCAUGGUAGAACCAUGUUGAGUCUUCAUACUGAACCAGAAACUACUCCUUUACAAGAACGUUUAAAUAAUUUGGCAGAAGGAAUUGUCAAGUAUGGGUUUUUGGCUGCUCUUGUUCUUUUCAUUGUUUUAUUCAUUAGAUAUUGUGUUAAUAUAGCUCCCGGUGGGAAGUUUAAUCAUUUCCAAGGUGCUCAAAAGGGUAAAAAGUUUUUGGAUAUUGUCAUUGUGGCAAUUACAAUUAUUGUGGUUGCAGUUCCUGAAGGUUUACCCUUGGCCGUUACUUUAGCUUUGGCUUUUGCCACUACUAGAAUGGCUCAAAAUGGUAAUUUGGUAAGAGUCUUGAAAAGUUGUGAGACUAUGGGGAGUGCUACUGCAGUUUGUUCGGAUAAAACUGGUACUUUAACUGAAAAUAAAAUGAGAAUUGUUAAAGCUUAUUUUGGUGACGACUCUUUAACUUUUGAUGAUACCGUUAAUGGGUCUGGUCCAAAAUCAAUCACCGUUAUUGAUCGUUUCACUAAUUCUUUCAAAAAUAUUUUAUUAGAUAAUAUUAUUUUAAAUUCAACCGCUUUUGCUAACAAUGAUUAUGAUGCUUCUAAAACUAAUAUAACUAAUAAUCCAUCAAAGAAAAAAUCUUUUUUCCAAAAAGUUUUAUCAAAUGAAAAUUCUCAUAAUGAAAUUCAACAAUUAGGGGUGGUUACCGAACCUUAUCUUGGUAAUAAAACUGAUUCGGCUUUAUUAAUUUUGGCUCAAGAUAAAUUUGGUAGUUUCAAGAAAAAUUCCUUGGAUAGCUUAAGAGAUUCAAAUCAUGAUAAUAUAGUUCAAUCAAUUCCUUUUGAAAGUUCAAGAAAAUGGUCAGGUAUCGUUUUUAAAUUGAAUGACGACUCUUAUAGAUUAUACGUUAAAGGUGCAGCUGAAAUUAUUUUUAAAAAUUGUGGGUUUAAAACUCAAAAUAAAGAUGAACUUACUAAAUUGGAUCGUAAUGAUCGUGAUGAAGCUUUAAGUAAAAUUGAUGAGUUUGCCAAUGAUGCUUUAAGAGCAAUUGUAUUGGCUCAUAAAGAUUUUAAUAAUAUUGGUUCUUGGCCUCCUGCUGAAUUAUCAACUGAAAAAUCAACUAAAACUGACGUUAAUGAUGAAAAUCAAACCUCAAAACAAGUUGAAGCAGAUCCAGAUUUAUUAAUCAAUUUAGAAGGCUCUAAACAAGAAUUAUCUCUUGAUGCUAUUGUUGGUUUACAAGAUCCUUUGAAAGAAGGUGUGGCUGAAGCAGUUUUACAAUGUAAACAUGCUGGUGUUAGUGUUCGUAUGGUUACUGGUGAUAAUUUGAUUACUGCUAAAGCCAUUUCAAAAUCUUGUAAUAUCUUAACUUCUGAUGAUUUAUCAAAUGAAUACGCUUGUAUGGAAGGUCCUAAGUUCCGUAAAUUAAGUGAAUUGGAAAGAAAUCGUAUUGCUCCAACUUUGAGAGUUUUAGCAAGAUCCUCUCCUGAAGAUAAAAGAAUUUUGGUUGAAACUUUACGUAAAGCAGGUGAAGUGGUUGCGGUUACUGGUGAUGGUACUAAUGAUGCUCCAGCUUUGAAAUUGGCUGAUGUGGGAUUUUCAAUGGGUAUCAGUGGUACUGAAGUAGCAAGAGAAGCAUCCGAUAUUAUUUUAAUGACUGAUGAUUUUACUGAUAUUGUUCAAGCAAUUAAAUGGGGUAGAACUGUUGCUACUUCAAUUAAAAAAUUUAUUCAAUUUCAAUUAACUGUUAAUAUUACUGCUUGUGUUUUAACAUUCGUUUCGGCAGUUGCUUCUUCAAAUGGUCAAUCAGUUUUAACAGCUGUUCAAUUGUUAUGGGUUAACUUAAUUAUGGAUACUUUAGCUGCAUUAGCUUUGGCAACUGAUAAACCAGAUGAUUCGUUCUUGAAUAGAAAACCAGCUGGUAGAACUGCAUCAUUAAUUAGUGUAUCAAUGUGGAAAAUGAUUAUUGGCCAAUCAAUUACUCAAUUGAUUAUUACAUUUAUACUUCAUUUUGCUGGUCGUCAAUUAUUUUUCGGUAAUGAACCGAUAAGUAAUCAUGAAAAUAAACAGUUAGAUGCAAUGACUUUCAAUGCAUUUGUUUGGUUACAAAUUUUCAAAUUGGUUGUUACUAGAAAAUUAGAUGAAGCUGAUGAAAUUUCAAGUGUAAGAGGUCGUAUCACUCGUGAAAAUCUUGAUUUUUCCCAACAUUUAUUCAGAAAUUGGUAUUUUAUUGUAAUUCUUUUAAUAAUUGUUGGUGUUCAAGUUUUAAUUAUGUUUGUUGGUGGUGCUGCUUUUACAAUUGUAAGACAAACUCCUGGACAAUGGGCGACUGCUGUCUUGUGUGGUUUCAUAUCAAUACCAGUUGGUGCACUUAUUAGAAUAAUACCGAACGAAUGGGUGAUUAAAGUUUUCCCUACCAAAGCAUUUAACACUUUUAUAUAUUACGCUGGAUUUUCAUUUUUAAGAAAGAAGAAUCGUGAUUUACGUCAAAAGAAUAAAGAUGAUGCUUCUGCUGAUGCUGAUGCUAAUAAAAUCGAUUUAGAAUCCCAAUCAAACCAAGACAAUAUUAAAAAAACCGAUAUUGAAUCUCCUAAAAAAGGUGAAGAUCCCAAAGAACGUCCCGAUAAGAAAUAUUACAAUACCCACGAACGUUCAGACUCUUCAAACAGCUCAUGA
This is a messenger RNA of Hyphopichia burtonii NRRL Y-1933, 3621 nucleotides long. It is a transcript of the gene PMC1, whose product is annotated as calcium-transporting ATPase. The record is from RefSeq and is a predicted model, not a curated record. Gene Ontology annotation, biological process: calcium ion transmembrane transport; intracellular calcium ion homeostasis. The transcript has a single exon. The coding region runs from base 1 to 3621 and encodes 1206 amino acids. Gene Ontology annotation, cellular component: intracellular membrane-bounded organelle; membrane. NCBI's taxonomy places the organism in Eukaryota, Fungi, Ascomycota, Pichiomycetes, Serinales, Debaryomycetaceae. Gene Ontology annotation, molecular function: ATP hydrolysis activity; ATP binding; P-type calcium transporter activity.